UAUCGAAGCUCACUACAAAUUUAAAAAAAAGCGUUACAAUGAAGCUCUCUAUUGCCAUCGUUGCCCUGGUCCUGGCCAUCAGCGCCACCGAAGCAUCUCCCGCCCCAUAUACACAAGAUGUUGUGGCCUAUGCCAACCCAUGGCCCGUGAAGACCAGCACGGUUUGGCCAGCCUACGGUGGAUUGUAUGGCGGCGCUAAGGUUGCUGUGGUUCCAGAAGUCGGCUACGGAAAAUACGCUGCCUACCCGAACGUGUAUGGAAGCUGGCCAGUCUACGGAAAGAGCUGGGGAUACUCUGCCCCGGUGGUAACCAAGGUGGUUGACAACGGUCUGUGGAACUACGGUGGAUAUGGAUAUGGCAAUGGAUACGGUCUAGGAUAUAACAAGUACUGGUAGAAGAAGGGCAGGAUCUUAACAAUGAAUUGGAAAUGAAAUACCACGGUGGCAAAAUAAGGCUAAACUAUAAUAUGAAGUAAAACGUUUCUUC
Aedes albopictus (Asian tiger mosquito) is the source of this 486-nucleotide messenger RNA. RefSeq lists its product as uncharacterized. The coding region runs from base 39 to 395 and encodes 118 amino acids. The transcript is spliced from 2 exons. The record is from RefSeq and is a predicted model, not a curated record. NCBI's taxonomy places the organism in Eukaryota, Metazoa, Arthropoda, Insecta, Diptera, Culicidae.